GUUUUUGAAAUAAUGAAAAUGUGCUCGAACGUUGUUUUGUCUAGUUAUAUUAAUUUUAUCUUUAUGUUUAUAAUUGUGUGACAUUGUGUUGAUGUAGUGUUUAGAAUGAAAACGUGCAAUGUAACUUUUAUUCGUAUUUCUGAGGUAAGUAGUUUUUGAUCCUUUUUGAACUUUGUCUUCUUUCGUCGUCAUACAAGUAUUUCUUAUAAUCAUCAGUUUUCACAACCAUGUGACUUUAUACAGUUUCUUCUUGGGGAGUGUCCUAAGUUAGUUUCUAUUACAUAUUCGACAAUGGAAGAUCGUUGUUCUUCAUCGGCAUCCACCAUUAUUUUUACAAAAGAAGAAGACGGAACUAUUUCUACUACUACUCCAGGUGGCUCUUCUUCAUUGAAUAAUGCAGCAUCGGAGUCUUCUUGUGAACUAAACAAUUUUCUGCACAAAAUAAAUGCUAUUUCGAUUUCUCUAAUGCACCAUUUGCAAAUUGUGGAGAACAUUGAGGAAAUUGGGCUUGUGGAUGUGAAGCGCAAAAGAGGUCGUCCAAGUAAGGCUUCUCGAUUCCGGUUACAAAAUUUAAAAAUGAUUCGACAAUCACAAUUAGAUCAAGCAAAAAGCGAAGGCAAGGAGGAAGCCUUUGAAUUGAACCGGAUUAUUACCAACUUUAUGUGGAAUUUUCCUGACGUUGUAGAUUCCUUAACUUCAACUUCUAAUACAACAGGGGAAGAAUUUUCACGUUGUAAAUUCUGCAUCUGUGGUCGAAUUUAUCCUCCAACAUACUUGUAUGGGAGUUGCUUUUGCGGCGAGCUGUUGGCGGAUCGUUCGGAAGAAGAUUAAUUGGUUUC
Molecule: messenger RNA, 839 nt
Organism: Leptopilina heterotoma
Lineage: Eukaryota; Metazoa; Arthropoda; Insecta; Hymenoptera; Figitidae
Exons: 3
Coding region: 292-831 (179 amino acids)
Source: RefSeq, a predicted model, not a curated record